AUGGCCAAUCUCAAAAUCAAACCGCGCAGAAAAGCUCACCAGCUCGACGGCGGCUCCGGUGGGAAUGGGAUACUCCGAUUGCCGGUGGAAAUUCUGCGGCACAUUGUCUUUUUCUUACCCGUUGGAGAUGCAGUAUCACUGUCAGCUUCUUCAAAGACGUGGCGAAAUGUCUGGACUUCUCUUCCAGUCCUCAACCUCAACUUCGAUCAUGACGAUGAUGUCGUCACUCUCGACGACUUCGUCGCUUCAAUUGACAACGUUUUGUCAACCUUAAGAUCUCGCAGCGCCAUAAUCGAGGGCUUCUCCUUGACGAUGAAUCCGCAUAAAGAAGAGGGUUCGAAAUUGGAAUCGAAAUUGGAAUCUCACCUUGAUGAUUGGCUGUCUUUAGUUAUGAAAAUUAUAUCAAGGAGAUCAAUCUUAGGGUUUCUGAUUCUUCGGACAAUGUCUUUCUACACUUUACCCCAAUCAGUUUUCACUUUGAAAUCUUUAGUCAAACUUCAGCUGAUAGGUUGCAAAUUCCCGCCUAACAUUUCGUUCGCUGAUCAUGAUAAUGAUAAAAAAUCCAGAUUUCAUGAAUUUAACUGUCUUAGAGAGAUAACCCUGGAAGAUGUUAUUGCUCGUGAUGAUCAAAUCCAGGACAUUGUGGAUCAUGCCAGGGACUUUCUUGAAAAGCUGACUAUUAAAACGCAUCCUCCCUUAAAAUUUCUGAGUCUGGAAUUCUUCUCGAAGCUUGAUUUCAUUGAAGUAAACGUUAAGACAUUGCUGUUAAAUCAUGCUAUGAAUCUGGAUACAGUGAUUCUAUAUGGGAUUCGUAGAGUAUAUGCUUUUGGGAUUCAAAGUUCUCAUCUUCAGACUUUGUUUUUGUAUGAAGGUCAAAGGUUUGAGGAGCCUAUAGUGGUGGAGAUUGAAGCUCCUAAACUCAGCAAAGUCCAUUUCACUGGCUUUUCUUUUCCUAUGAUUACAUUACUGAGAAGGACUCAGAAAGUUGAGCUUCAUCAUUUUGGUCAUCCCCUUGGUGGUAUUGAUAGCUCUCAACUUUACAGGCUUGGAAAGUUUUCACGAAACGUGAUGCAGCCAUGA
Molecule: messenger RNA, 1080 nt
Organism: Prosopis cineraria
Lineage: Eukaryota; Viridiplantae; Streptophyta; Magnoliopsida; Fabales; Fabaceae
Product: F-box/LRR-repeat protein At3g58980-like
Exons: 2
Coding region: 1-1080 (359 amino acids)
Molecular function (GO): protein binding
Source: RefSeq, a predicted model, not a curated record